Molecule: messenger RNA, 915 nt
Organism: Colletotrichum truncatum
Lineage: Eukaryota; Fungi; Ascomycota; Sordariomycetes; Glomerellales; Glomerellaceae
Product: mitochondrial carrier C4G9.20c
Biological process (GO): mitochondrial L-ornithine transmembrane transport
Cellular component (GO): mitochondrion
Molecular function (GO): L-ornithine transmembrane transporter activity
Source: RefSeq, a predicted model, not a curated record
AUGGCGGACGCAGCCGUUGACCCCGAGAUCGUGAGCGGCGGAGCGCUGCAAACGGCCAAGGACCUCUUUGCCGGUGCCGCGGGCGGUAUCGCCCAGGUUCUUUUGGGCCAACCUUUUGACAUUGUCAAAGUCCGUCUUCAAACCUCCACCACCUCAACAUCAGCCCUCAACGCCGCCACUCAAAUCUACAAGAACGAGGGUGCCCUCGCCUUCUACAAGGGAACUUUGACACCUCUCAUUGGUAUUGGUGCCUGCGUCUCCAUUCAGUUCGGCGCUUUCCACCAAGCCCGCCGUUACUUCGAGACGGCCAACACCGCCAAGGUCGGAAUUCCGGCCCUCAGCUACGGACAGUACUACGCUGCCGGCGCCUUCGCCGGUGUCGCAAACUCGGUUAUCUCCGGCCCUAUCGAGCAUGUCCGUAUCAGACUCCAGACGCAGCCCCACGGCGCCGCGAAGCUUUACUCCGGACCCCUCGACUGCGUGCGCAAGCUCUCCGCUCACGGUGGCGUUCUGAAGGGUCUGUACCGUGGCGAGGCCGUGACCAUCUGGCGUGAGGCCCAGGCCUACGGCGUGUGGUUCCUCGCCUUUGAGUGGAUGAUGAACGCCGAUGCGGCGCGGAACAAGAUUGACCGUAAGGACAUCCCCAGCUACAAGAUCGCCUUCUACGGAGGUCUUGCCGGUGAGGCUUUGUGGCUCGGAAGUUAUCCCUUCGACGUCGUCAAGAGCAAGAUGCAGACCGAUGGUUUCGGUGCCGACCAGAAGUACAAGACGAUGCGCGACUGCUUCAAGCAGACGUACCGCGCCGAGGGCCUGCGUGGCUUCUGGAGGGGUAUCGUGCCGACCUUGUUGAGGGCUAUGCCUGUCAGCGCCGGUACUUUCGCUGUGGUCGAAAUGACCAUGAGGGCUAUCAACUAA